This is a messenger RNA of Plodia interpunctella (Indianmeal moth), 3744 nucleotides long. It is a transcript of the gene Fmr1, whose product is annotated as Fragile X messenger ribonucleoprotein 1. Lineage: Eukaryota; Metazoa; Arthropoda; Insecta; Lepidoptera; Pyralidae. The record is from RefSeq and is a predicted model, not a curated record. Gene Ontology annotation, molecular function: translation regulator activity; mRNA 3'-UTR binding; protein homodimerization activity. The transcript is spliced from 16 exons. Bases 97 to 1959 code for a protein of 620 amino acids. Gene Ontology annotation, biological process: regulation of dendrite morphogenesis; positive regulation of translation; regulation of dendritic spine development. Gene Ontology annotation, cellular component: nucleus; membrane; neuronal ribonucleoprotein granule.
UGGAAUUGUAUUUUAUGAUUGGUCAGUUGUUUUUGACUAGCGUUCAUUCUUACUACGAAAACGCCAAAUACGCUUUCAAGUUUCAAUCAAACCAAAAUGGAGGAUUUGUCGGUCGAGGUGUACGGUGAAAAUGGUGCUUAUUAUAAGGCCAUUGUCACCGACGUGCUCGACAACGAGGUUCUCGUAGCCUUUGAAAAUGACUGGCAGCCUGAGUCGAAGUUUCCUUUCUCGCAAGUUUUCCUCCCACCGAAAGACACCGGGAAACACACAGAGUUUGUGGAGAACCAGGAGGUGGAGGUAUUUGCGAGAUCCAAUGAGAAGGAAGCUUGUGGGUGGUGGACUGCAAACAUCAAGAUGAUGCGAGGCGAUUUCUUGGUGAUAGAAUACUUGGAAUGGGACAACUGCUACACUGAAAUAGUGCCAAAGGACCGCCUCCGGGUGAAGACCGUUAAGACGCCCAUAGACAAGAACACCUUUCACAAGUUUGAGAUUGCUGUGCCCGAUGAUCUCAAAGAUUACCUGCACGACAUGCACAGCGCCAAAGUGGAGAACGCGCACAAGGAGUUCCAGAAAGUGAUCGGCGCCGCGCUCGUGUGGUACGUGCCCGAGCGCGGCGUGCUGGCCGUCAUCGCGCGCUGCGAGACCUCGCACAAGCGCGCGCAGAUGCUGCAGGAGAUGCACUUCAGGAAUCUAGCCCAAAAGUUUUUAUUGCUGAAAAAGACUGAAGAAGCAGCAAGGCAGUUGGAGUCCACCAAAAUUCACAAUCAGGGAGGCUUCCUUGAGCAGUUACCCAGAAACGCGGCCGGCCACGGGAACGACGAUAGUAACCGCUACACGGACGAAUUCUCAGUGCGCGAAGACCUCAUGGGCCUCGCGAUCGGAACGCACGGCGCCAACAUACAGCAGGCGAGGAAAGUCGCGGGCGUCACCAACAUCGAGCUAGAGGAAGUCUCUUGCACCUUCAAGAUCUGCGGAGAGUCAGUGGAGGCGGUGCGGCAGGCGCGGUCGCUGCUGGAGUACGCGGAGGAGUCCAUCAAGGUGCCGCGCGCGCUGGUGGGCAAGGUCAUCGGCAAGAACGGCAAGGUCAUACAGGAGAUCGUGGACAAGAGCGGCGUCGUUAGGGUGAAAGUGGAGGGUGAUAAUGAGCCGCAGCCGUCUACCCCGCGCGAGGAGGGCAUGGUGCCAUUUGUGUUUGUGGGCACUCGGGAGAACAUCGCCAACGCGACAGUGCUGGUCGAGUACCACGUGGCGCAUCUCAAGGAGGUGGAGCAGCUGCGCGCGGAGAAGCAGGAGAUCGACCAGCAGCUGCGCGUGGUGCUGGGCGCGGGUGCGCUGUAUCCGGCGCCGCCGCGCGCGCGUCGAGUUCGUCCGCCGCCGCAGCGGUAUCCCGGCGGUGGUGGCGCGCGUCGCGGCACGCCGGAGCUGGCGGACGAGCGCGGCGACGCCGGCUACCGCCCGCGCGGGGGCCGUCCGCCGCGCGGGCACAGGUCUCAGGAGCGCCGCGGCGAGCGCCGGCCGCUAGAGAACGGACGCGCGCCGCACGUCGCGCACGCGCACCCGCGCGACUCGCACGUUCACCGCUCUGCUGACACUCGCACGCAGAGCGGACGCCGACGCGACGAGCGCCGCCGGCAGACGGACGACGACAGCUCCCUGCUCGACAGCCAGGACGUCUCCAGCGCUGACAGAGAGUCCGCCAGCGAGUCCGAGGAGGGCCGCGCGGGGGACGCCCGCAGACGUCGCAGAAGACAAGGUAGGAGGCAAGGAGGCGGAUGGAAGAACGGCGUGAGCGGCGGUGGGGCCGCGGGCGCGGCUGCGGCGGUGACGGCGGCGGGGGCGGGGGCGGGGGCGGCGGUGGCGGGGGCGGGGGCGGAGGCGGCGCCGCGGGCCAAGCGUUCGCCAGCGCCGGCGCCGGCGCCCAGCAGCAAGAAGCCGGAGCUGGUGAACGGCACAGCUUGACUCGCCGCCGCCCGCGGCCCCGGCCGGCCUGACUCCACAAGCGACACGCGAGACGCUGAUAUUGUAUCCUAACGUUAACUCAUGUAUCGGACCGACGCCCGAACUAGACUUACUCGUAUUAUGCUUUUAUAAGAGAUUCGUGAUUUGUAUUCCUGAUUAUUCGAUAUUGAAAAUUGAGAUGUGUACGCUCCCCGGACGAUACGCCUCGGCGGACCGCGCGCUAGCGCUCUCCUCGAAAAUAAUUAAAACAUUUCUGUACAUAUUUUCAUUAGUAUUUUUAUUUGUACAAACUUUCGUUACGAUAUGGCGAUACAUUUAUAUUAUUUUAUAAAAAUAGUACGACUAGUGGAAUGUUCGCGAUGAACUAAAUUAGUAAUACUUUAAACUGGAAGAGUCCUCGGGGCACACUCAGAUGUGACACAAAGAAUUUGCAAAAUUCUAAAAGUGAUUCGUUUGACACGACUAACGAAUACUAUGUACACCGUAACGUACUAUCAGUAUCAGUCAUUACAUAACAGUACCGUGAUAUGCAUUAUUGCCGGGAUAUCACUAAUAAUUAUUUACAAAAGAUAUGCUUUCAGCUGUUGUGCUUCCAAAUGUUGGUAAUCUGGAAUCGUUUACAAUUCGUUCUAGCUUGUACAAAUGGAUAUGUGAAAAUGUGAAGUUACAUUAAAUUCUAACUUCAUAAUCCCUGAUAGGUCUAACAUGUUUUGUUUUCGUAACUUGAAAUUACUGUCUUGUAUCUCAUAUUGUAUAAUUCAACAUUGUUUUUUUUCUUUCAAGUAGUGUGAAAGGUCUAAGUGAAAUCAAGCGGAACGCGCAAUGGUAACGCUAGUCUUAAAAUUAAAUUAUUAAAUUUAUCAAACGAUAUUUACACGACUCGUGUUCAGUUUGAUUCCAAUUAGACCGACCUUUUUAUGAUAUUUUAAAGAAAUAUACUUUAGGCCUGCUUCAAGUAUUUAGUGAACACAUUAUUAUAAUCGAGAUCAGGGCGCAUUGUGUAAAACCUUUGGAGUAUUCAUGUUCUAUAUUGAUAAAUACCUUGUUUGGAAAAUAAUUAUGUCUCGUAUGUUAGUGCCUAAUAGUCUACGCAAAUUUUUGACAAGAGUUCUUCACGCCUGAUCUCAUGUUUUUGAAAUUGCCAGUUGUUUUAAACAUUGCAUUUGUAAGAGGUGUGGAAACCUCGUUAAGUCGUUAAGGCGGAAUCCGGCGGUUCGCUCGGAGAUUUUCACUAUAGUGAAGUAUUUUUAGUUGAAUGUUUUCGACACUUUUUAUUUUAUUUUUGACGUGUCACUUCGAGUAAAGCACUUUGUAUUAUAAGCCGUCCGAUUCCACCUUUCUAUUUUGUAAGAUUGCUAUGUCAUCAGUCUGGGAUAACUUUUGUCAAACAUAAGCGUCAUUGCUUAGACUAUAGGUAUAAAUUACGACAUUGUACACGGUUUACUGAACAACUCCUGGCUGAAUUACUGAAGAGGUCGGACCAGGGUUCGUGUUUUUAUUGAGAGCAGCUUCAAGGCUAGUCACAUCGGCCAUCAGUAAUUCAGCCAGUCUUAGAGUAAGUGUAACGACACAUCCGCCGGUAUUACGUCGUCGGGACUGGCCUCCGAAUUUACGUUGUAGCGUAUUCGGCUGUCAACAAUAAGUGAGCGUUAUGACGCUAUAUCCCGGCCACGUAACACCGACGGGUGUUUCUAUACUCUAACAGAUGUUUGAGAUUUAGAAGUAGACCUUCUUUAUCAUUGUGCUGCCUGAUAUGAAUUAAAUACAUAGUUUUUUGAUACAUUG